Sclerotinia trifoliorum is the source of this 1938-nucleotide messenger RNA. NCBI's taxonomy places the organism in Eukaryota, Fungi, Ascomycota, Leotiomycetes, Helotiales, Sclerotiniaceae. The record is from the annotation of a GenBank genome assembly.
UCGUGCUUGACUCGUAUUUCACUUGAAUUCUCAACAGCAGGAACAAUAACCACCAGCCAUUGCUUAUUUUACUCAACGGCUCGGAUUUCCAGUUCAUCAUCCGAAGCUUGAAUCGAACCACCCGUAUCACAGCCCUCACAGCCCCCCAUCACCUCACCUCACCUCAACAUAUACAUAACAUCAACCCCCAUCUCCCAUUUCCUCAAUAUCAACCUCCUCAAACUCAUCCUCCCUCUUAUUACUCGUACUCAUUUUUAAAUCUUCAAUCUUCAACCUCAAUCUCGAUCCUAAACUCCUAAAUUAUCUACAACUCUUGAAGAUUUCAAUAUGAAGUACUUUCUUUCCGCGCUCGCUCUUACAGCCGCAACAAAUGCUGCCGUUCUUCCAAGACAAGUCAUUCCAUGUACAUUCUACAUGUCCGCGGUCGGUGAUCCAACUGAUCCAACUGGUUCAAUUGUCGAAACCACCAUAGGGGAAAACCGAAUUGGUGGAUCCUGGCCUCAAGGUGUCUAUAGCAUUGAUGCUAAAGUUCUCACCGAUGCUGAAGGUCAUAAUUGCAGUAUCUCAUCUACCACCUCCCAAUUUCAAUGUAUUGAAGGCUCCGCUGUUACUCUUUUUACAUUGGGAAAUAAUGGAAAUUUACUAUAUAACGAUACGAAUGAGGAUUGGCUAGCAUGUCCAGCUACGGGUCCAGGUGAAGAUGGAAGUUAUAAUAUUUUUACCCAAGCAAAAACCAACACGACAGGAUGUGAAACUAUUCAAAUAGUUACUGGAGGAUUUAGUUGUGCGGCUUUGGGAAGACCAACGAGUACUUCUACCACUCCAAUCGCGUCUGCUACCUCGUCUGCUUCAUCCACAAUUCCUGUAGCUACAUCAACCACCUCUGCUACUGCUUCAUGCCCAACGAAUAUCACCUCAGGACCCUUCGAAUAUCCACAUCUUAUAGUACCAGUCUCCUCUGAAUCUCCAGACUACGCAUUCGGUAAUCAAUUCACCGCGCAUAUCACCCCUCAAAAUAGCACCAUCUUUAACUUUGACGUACCAUCCACAGCCCCUUACACUGGUACCUGCGCACUCCUCUUUCUUCUACCCGUCGCAUCAAAUACUCAAGCUGGCACAUACAAUUUCACGGGUAUUGAAGAAGAAACCGAGGAGAAUGGAGGUAUUGAUUUCUCGCUAUUGAAUGGUAUUUCCAAUGUCGGUACGACUUAUAAUAGUCAACCAGCAGUCGAGACAGAUUUUGGAAAAGUUCAAGUUAUUCCAGGAAAUGGAUACACGGUUGCUACAUUUGCAUGUCCGACUGGAAAGACGAUUAGUUAUGCCGCGAAGAGUGUAGGAGGUUUGGGAUUGGAGUAUUUUGAAAAUAGUGCGGCGAGUGCUAUUGGUCUUUAUAUGGUACCUUGUGCUUAGUUGCGGGAAGUGUUUUGGGCGCUUGGAUUGGUGCUGUGUGUGUGGAGAUGAGGUUGUUUGGGUAUGAAGGGUGUGUAAUGGAGUAUGCAAUGGAUUAUGGCUAUGGACUAUGGGCUACGGAUCACGGAUUAUGGAUUACGGAUUAUGAUACUGAUGGAAUGAAGUAUGGAAAAAGUUCAUGAUAGAUUGGGUUUCACAUGACUUGCAUGAUAUGGUAUUCGCACGGAUGAAUAGGCUUUUUUGGAAGAAAAAGAAGAUUACUUUUAAUUGUUUAAUGAAUGCGUUGGCUUGGUUUAAUCGCCCUGGCUUUGUUUGGUUGAUGGCUCCGUGUAAUGGAAGAUUUCUAUCCCGUCGAUUUUUGAUAUUGCGGGUAGGUGGGUGGUUGUAUGGAGAAUAAUUAGAGAGUAAAGUGGAGAGAAAAGCGGGAGAGGAGAGGAAAGAUACAUGACUUUUGGACUUGAGAUUAUUCAUGAAAGGAAAACAAACCUUGCUUGUUUGUAUGCAGAUUGAAUGGAUGGAUAGAAAGAG